CUCUGUUGCCCUGUCUGCAGGUGUGUUGAGAAGCAAUGGCCACAGCGGCUCUUCUGAAGUUAGCACCAUCCGAGCGCUACUUCCCUUCAAGCACAGCAGCUGCUUUCUUGUGGACAAGCGCUGUCAACAUGAACGUGACCAGGCCAAAAUCUGCCAAGGGACGCACACGGUCGAGCUUCAGUUACUCUCCCCAGGUUGAAGCUUAUCCUUGCCGAGUGCCAUCUUCACCGCCGGCUGCCCAGGAAUCAGCCAAUAGACAGAGAACGUUAUCGCCAAAACCGGUGUUCCCAUCCAGCCAGGUGUCUCCUGAAGAAAUCCCGGAGCUCCUGCAGCAAGUGCCUUUGAGGACCUCCUCUUCCCUGAACAAGUACAGGGUGCUCCCUUCCAUCGGCAGGAAAGACUUAGGGAACAGUGCUGUGGAAAUAGUAACCAAGCAGACCAGCAGGCUGAAAAUGAGUAAGGGACUGGUAGAAGCCGAAAAACUCAAACCCCUUUCUAGAGAACAAAGAUCGGCCAGCAUAUUGUCAGAAGCUGAAGAACCUCCUGAGGAAGGCUUGCAUGUUCAGUGUCCGUCUGAAGAGCUGGGAAGGAAAAUGAGGCAAGAGAGCUCUUCAUUGUCCGCUUCAAGUUUGGAAGAGCCACCAAAGAAAGAGCCAAGUUUGCUGCUUGCUAUUAGAUCUCCAUCUGGUCAAAGAUUCGAGCAUCAUUUCAAGCCAACAGACACUCUUCAGAAGGUCCUUGCUGUGGCAGAGCAGAAAACCACCACCAGAUACAAACACUGUAGUGUUGAAACCAUGGAGGUACCAAGGAGGAGUUUUUGUGACCUUACAAGGUCUCUCCAAGAGUGCGGAAUCCUCCACAAGUCAGUGUUGUGCAUCCUGCAGAAAGAGCAGGAGGAGGCACAUCUCUCGGGGCACGAGGACCACAGCGCGAAUCCCCACACGCCUCUGUAG
This is a messenger RNA of Tinamus guttatus (white-throated tinamou), 953 nucleotides long. It is a transcript of the gene UBXN10, whose product is annotated as UBX domain protein 10. Gene Ontology annotation, molecular function: protein binding. NCBI's taxonomy places the organism in Eukaryota, Metazoa, Chordata, Aves, Tinamiformes, Tinamidae. The record is from RefSeq and is a predicted model, not a curated record.